GUGUUCUGUAUUGUAUUGUAUAAAAAUGUUUAGUCCGACAGACAUAUGCGUGAUUGUACAUCGUGCCAAAAACCUUUUAAUAAAAGGUAAAGGCAGUAAUGAUGCUUAUGCUACAAUGGAAUUUGAGGGUGAAAAAUAUGCUACUAAUGUAGUUGAAAAAUCUAAUUCACCUACGUGGAAUCAAGAAUGUCAAUAUGCACUACCCCAAGGUGGAGUGCUCGAUAAACUGACUGUAACAAUUACAGUUUACAACAAACAACAUGGAAAAUUUGGGUUACAAAAUGAUGAUUUCAUCGGACUCAUCAAAAUUCCUCUCAAAGAUAUAGGCAUAAAUGAUCACAAAGAGAUUAGGAAAUGGUAUAAUCUUGAGCACAAAAAUCCAAAGAAAGAGAAGAAACAGAGGGGAGAAGUCGAAAUUGGAUUAAAAUUCAUAUGUAAAGACAGGUUGAGUCUUCUUCCGGACAAGAAAAGUCCCAAGAAUUUACGACAGAUAACUUCAAAAUUAGGACAAAAAUUACGAAGAAGAUCAGAAGAUGAAGAUUCUGGUGUUGGAAGCGAUAGUUUUUCUAUGAGAAAAGGCCAAUCUAUGGAUAAUCUACACAGAACACCAUCAAGUGCGAGUGACGGAGCUCGAAAUAAGAAACGAUUUUCAAUCGCUGAUGUUAAUCCGGUAGCUUCAGCAAGAGGAUUAGUGAAAUUGUCAAAUCGAAUUGGUCUUGGCGGUAACAAGAAGGCCACAAGUGUAGAAGUUUUAAACAAACCUGAAAUGAGAAAAGUAGCAAGUGCUUCCAGUUUAAAGAGAUCAAGUUCUGGUGGAAGUUCACUUGCUACACUCGGCGUUCGAAAACAGCACGUGAGAAACAGAUCCAUGCCUGAUUCAUCUUUACUUGCUCUAACAGAGCGUGAACGCUCAGCUUCUACGACCAACCCUGUUUGUAUUAAUGGUCCCCAUAUUUAUAUAUCAGGAACUGAUUCUGGUAAUAACAGUUUGACGACGUCUGCCGAAAAUUUGAAUAAAACUGGAUCAUCAGAAAAUAUUGAUUUUGGACAAUAUGAAAACAUGGAUCAAUUACAUGCAUCACACAAUGACAACUUUUCAAAUUCAAAGAGCCUGAAUACAUUGUCAACAAAUACAAUCACAACACCAUCUUCUCUUUCAAUUGUUUAUAAACCUAAAAGUUAUUAUAGGCUUGAUGUGAAGGAAUUAUGUAAGGUUUCACCUAUACCAGAAGAUCCAACAGCUACUUUCCAGCAAAUGAGCAGGGAGGAAUUACUCAAACUUUGUAUCAAACAGCAUAACGUACUUUCAAGCAAAAGUGAACAGAUUCGAGAACUUGAAGACUACAUUGACUCUCUACUCGUUAGAGUGAUGGUAUGCACACCACAAAUUCUGGACCGCUCUUCAAAGAGGUCUGGAAGCCAAAGGUCAACGAAAUUCUAAAAGACGUCAUAUUUUAUACUUUUACUUUUUGUAAAAAAUCAAUUUAUUUUUUCCCAUUUUUACAAAAAUAAUAAAUAGUUAGAUGAUAUAAUACAUGAAUUUAAUAAAAUUAUUGAAAGAUUUGUUACAUCCCUAGUGAGAUCUAUUGUUUAAUAUACCUUUGCCUUUUGAGAUCCAUGCUUGGCCGACUAUAUUUUGAUGAUAUAGAUAUGACUACCGUUAGCAAGUUAAUUUUUUUUUUCCGGACUAAAAUGACUGGCACAAAUUUUUUUGUGAUUUAGCCAUGAUUGGUGUUAUUGACUGCAUUAACUAAUUUUUUUAUUUAUCACACUUGUUUGUGCCAUUUCCUACGCCAUUUCAUUUUUUUCCUAUCAAAAAAUGUUUGCUAUUUAGUACACAAUAUGGGUUCUUAUGAGGAUUUUUUACUUGCCCAAGAACUUUGCCAUGUUUUUUGCACAAUUGAGAGCUCAUUACGAAACUGAUUUUUUGUUGAUGAUAUAUAGAGCUGACUGGUGUGAAUAAAACUGUAUUUUUCCGGGUUUCGAACUUUAUAAGGGUAUCCGCAACAUGAAUGAAGCUGUCGGUAGCAUGCACCGGGGGUGAUAUUUUGUUAUAUUAUUUCUGUAUAUAUCAUUUCAGAAGUGAUAACGGUAUAAAUAUUGGAUUGAAAGUAAUGGAUAAAUGGCUUUCUUUCCUUCUGCCAAUAUAUUUUAUAACCUUAUGGUACAUAUGAUUCCGUCCUACCUAGUUAUUUUCUAUUUUUUCAAUGUUCCUUACCUAUGUCGAAAUUGAUGUUGUUUUAUAUCUUAUGUUAGUUGACAGUGAUUGUUGUUCGAUCGAAUUUUAUGCCAUAAGUUGUGAUUAAGGUAACUUACCCAAAAUUACAUGGCCAUGUUUUUAUUUGCUUUUAUUAUAUGUUGUCUUUUCAAUUUUUCUUUGUCUGUUUUUUUUAUCCUAUUUUUUACUACCUUAUAAAACAUGGUGCACUUUCAGCUAUUUGCUCGACCGUAAACAGCAUGCUCAAAUCGCAUAUUGGCCUCCAGAAAAGACUAUUAUCGAAUAUAUUAUUCAAGGGUGUUGUAACAAUUACUUUUCUGUGAGAUGAUAUGAUGACAAGCCAAGAGCGUUAUAAGCAUCUUUUAUUAUACCUUCUACCAUGAUAUUUUUGUGGGAGUUUUUUGUUAAUAUAAUUCUUAACAAAAUACAAGAUGUUCAAACUUGGA
Messenger RNA from Styela clava, 2664 nucleotides. Its product is annotated as rab11 family-interacting protein 2-like. Gene Ontology annotation, cellular component: intracellular membrane-bounded organelle. Gene Ontology annotation, molecular function: small GTPase binding. Lineage: Eukaryota; Metazoa; Chordata; Ascidiacea; Stolidobranchia; Styelidae. Gene Ontology annotation, biological process: regulated exocytosis. The record is from RefSeq and is a predicted model, not a curated record.